CAAGGGGGGAGGGGAGGAGGAGGAGUUCCAAGCUCGGCCUCUGAUGCCAUGGUCUCCACGGCAACACUCCCAGGCCAAGCCAACCGACAAUAGGCUGCUCCCUUUGGGCUGCUGCCCCUACGCUUUGAAUCCCUCCCAGACCCUGGAUUCUAAUGACCAGUGGGGGCAGGCGCUGUCUGAAGCGGUUGUGAAUGUCUACUGCCAAGAUCCGGGGGAGCCCACCCAAGCAGGCUGCAGGACUAGGGAUGGGCCCCCUCUUUGUGGAGGAGGUGGCAGCGUCUCUGGUCCGAGAAUUUCUCCACAGAAAGGGUUUAAAAAAAACAAGCCUUGUCUUGGACCAAGAACAUCCUCGAGGUGAAUACAGCAUAAACAACAGAAAUGAGCUGCGCAAGGUUCUGCACCUAGAAAUGCUUUAUAAGGAAAACAAGGUAAAGAAAAAUCCUCUGAAAACAAGCCUCGAAAUCAUUACAAGUUACUUUUUGGACCAUUCUGGAAAGAACAGUUACCAUUUAAUACAAGAAACACCACUUUCUAUUGUUUCAGCUUCCAAGAUGUAUCACAAACCACCUCUGAAACGCUCUGAGAAUUCUGCAGUGAAUAAUAAUAAUUCCAGCGAGGUUUCAGACGAAGACGGAAAGGCCAGGCAUGAUGAAUGUGAUGGUGACACACUCGGUAACACCACGUCCCCCAAAAGACCGCCACACAAAAACAAGACCUCCAAGUCCGUUGUCGGAGAUGGCAAUGGGUCGCCACCGCUCCGGAAGGAGAUCAUGUCAAGCAGUGUGGAGAACCCUAAAAUGGCAGAGUCUUCAGAAGGGAAGAAGAUGGCAGAAGGGAGACUCAAGUCUGGCCUCUUAGCCAGAGGAAUAUUGUCGGGGCCCAUCGCCAACUCACAAGAGGACCCCCUCAGAAAACGCUUCCUGAGACGGUCAUCGGGCCUGAGCGCGGCACAGAAUAGGGAUGAAGGUCACGUGAAGCCCUUCAGCUUGUCUCCUGGCCAUAUUCUAUCUGACACCCUUUCCUCCAAAAAUUCCCCGGACACUCACAGCGAUUUGGCCGCAGAGAAGUGGAAGAACCUGUCCAAUGCCUCUUCUGACCCUCUCGGCAAAAUGCACUUGGAAACGGACAAAAACAAACUGAGAGACUUCCCGGAAGGCAAGGCCGCAGUGAGUAAUAUCGCCGAGAAGACUGGGACAGAUGGGAGGUUGCUCUUUCCCUGUGGAAGUUCAAGGCCUUCUCAGGAAAGACAGGAAAAGGCUUUCAAAUGGAAUACUCAGGCAUUGGCACACAGGACCAGCCCUAUCCAUACUGUGCCUGUCUGUGUGGAGGAAGCGGCAGACAUCCUCACACUCGAGGACGUGGAAGAUGAAGAAUUUCUGAACGAAGACACCGUUCAGUCCGCAGCCGUGCUGAUGCCUUUGCUGAAGCUGCAGGUGACCUCCAAGCCAAUGACCCUCUCGGCUGCCAAGGAAAUAAAAACCAUUCUCUUUGGCUCAACUCUUUGUGGCUUCAGUGAAGAGUGGAAAUUGCAGAAUUUUACAUUUAGUGAAGUGACUCAGCUCAGAUAUGGCCUCGUGCAGAACAAGGGGGGACCGUGUGGUGUUCUGGCAGCUGUUCAGGGCUGUAUCCUGAAAAAACUCUUGUUUGGAGGAGAAAGCAGAAGUUCCAGCAUUAGGGAGCUACAGCCUUCAGAAACUUAUCGGAACAAUUGUCUCAUCAUGGCCAUGGCAGACAUUCUGUGGAGGGCAGGUGGAGAGGAAAAAGCGGUCGUUACAUUGGCUUCGGGGAUGCAGCAUUUCAGCCCAGCGGGAAAAUACAAAGCGGACGGCGUCCUGGAGACGCUCACGCUGAACAAGGUGACCAAGUACGAAGAUCUGGUCGUUUUUCUUCAACAUAACAUUCAUCAGUUUCAGGCCGGUCCCUCUGGCUGCAUCCUCCUGACCCUGUCUGCCAUCUUAUCCAGGUCCACCGAUCUAGUGCGCAAGGACUUCGACCUGCCCACCAACUGUCUGAUUGGAGCUCACGGAUACUGCACCCAGGAACUUGUCAACCUGCUUCUGACGGGCAAGGCCGUGUCCAACGUCUUCAACGACAUGGUGGAGCUGGAUUCGGGGAACGGGAACAUCACCCUCCUCAAGGGAAUCACUUCCCGCAGCGACAUCGGGCUCCUGUCUCUGUUUGAGCACUACGACGUCUGUCAGGUUGGCUGUUACCUCAAGACGCCCAAGUACCCCAUCUGGGUGGUGUGCAGCGAGAGCCACUUCAGCGUGCUCUUCAGCCUGCAGCGAGACCUCCUGAGCGACUGGAAGGUGGAAAGGAUCUUCGACCUCUACUACUACGACGGGCUGGCUAACCAGCAGGGGGAGAUUCGGCUGACCGUAGACACCACCCAGCCGAUGUCUGGGGACAGAGAGAAGGACCUCAUCCCACCCCUGGAACACUGCAUCCGGACCAAGUGGAAGGACGCGUUCGUGGACUGGAACGGCACAGAGCCCAUCCUGUGAGCGGGCGCCCCGGCCUUGCUCCGGCCCAGCCGGCUCGUUUCUGGAACCCGAGGCCCUGUAGCCGUGAAGCGUCUGCCUCCUCCCCCAACCCCCCGCGCUCCCACCAAAGGGCCUUUUUCAGAAAUCCCUUCCUUUGUGUAGCUUUGCCGGGGGCCAGCCUCCAUCCGUCCUCACCAGCUCUGGAUCCUGUGGGCCUCCUGCCAUUGUCUCUGGGCCCGACGGAAGAAGAGUCCCCCAGGCGCUCUCUGGCUACCUCAUUUAUUUUCUCCUCCUCCCCCAUCCCCAGGAAAGACACGGAGGGCUCAGGACCUCCGUGCCGGCCUGCCCAGAACAUCCUGUGUCGCUUGGUUUCCGUCCCAGUAAAGCAGGGCCUCGAAA
Messenger RNA from Sarcophilus harrisii (Tasmanian devil), 2882 nucleotides. RefSeq names its product MINDY lysine 48 deubiquitinase 4 (gene MINDY4). The coding region runs from base 192 to 2504 and encodes 770 amino acids. Gene Ontology annotation, molecular function: K48-linked deubiquitinase activity; cysteine-type deubiquitinase activity. The record is from RefSeq and is a predicted model, not a curated record. Gene Ontology annotation, biological process: protein K48-linked deubiquitination. The transcript is spliced from 18 exons. NCBI's taxonomy places the organism in Eukaryota, Metazoa, Chordata, Mammalia, Dasyuromorphia, Dasyuridae.